Knipowitschia caucasica is the source of this 4176-nucleotide messenger RNA. The record is from the annotation of a GenBank genome assembly. NCBI's taxonomy places the organism in Eukaryota, Metazoa, Chordata, Actinopteri, Gobiiformes, Gobiidae.
AUGUAUAAUGGGAUCGGCCUGACGACUCCUCGUGGCAGUGGGACCAAUGGCUAUGUCCAGAGGAACCUGUCGAGCCUCCGGGCGAAGCGGCCGCGAGAGGAGCGCGUCCUGGAUGAUAAGGACCGCGAGCGGCUGGAGAGUCAGCUGAACCGACAGCCCAACGCCGACAUCCUGGAGCACCAACGCAAAAGGCAGCUGGAGGUCAAGUGUGCCGAGUUGCAGGACAUGAUGGAGGAGCAGGGGUAUUCUGCAGAGGAGAUCGAGGAGAAGGUGAACAGUUUCCGGAUGAUGCUGCAGGAGAAAGAAGAACCUGUGGCAAAACCCAACGAGAAAGCAGCACUGACGGAGACACACGCUCUGGCAGCGGCGAACCAGCAGAAGAACGACCGUCUGCGCGCUGCGUUCGGGAUCUCCAGCGACUACGUGGACGGAUCCUCGUUUCACGCUGACCGCAAAGAGAAGGAGAAAGAGAAGAGGGAACAGGAGCGACUGGAGCGGGAGAAACAGCAGCAGAAAUACACUUUGGUGGAAGAUUCAGACGACUCAGAUUCUCCUCCAAAGAAACGGAGCCGGAAGAAGAAGAAGAAAAACAAGAAGCGAGAUAGUUCAGCAGAGGAGUCAUCUCCGUCCCCAAGCCGCGACAAGAAAUCCAAGAAGAAGAAGAAGAAACGAGAGUCUUCAGAAGAGGGAGAACGCAGUUCAUCAAACGAAAAGCAGAAUGUGUCAAAGAAGGAUCAAAAGAAGAGCAAGACUUCUCCUAAAGCCAAACGUCACAUCAGCGUCUCCUCGGGCUCAGAGCACAGUGAGUCUCUGCCCCCGAAAUCCCGCCCACAGGGAGUGAAGAGGAAGGAGGUGGAGCGAAGGGGCCGGUCUCCAGAGCGACGGCGAGGCAAAGACGACGACAGCCCCAAGCGACAGCCGCACGAAAACAAGUCAAACGCUGAGCGGGAGAAUCCCCCAUCAAAGCACCGCCACGACUCCUCCUCUCCGUCUCCUGCGCCACAGAAAGAGCCCAGUAAAAGACCUGGAAGCAAACCGCGACAGAACGAGAAAAACAAACGAGAUUCUUUGUCCCCGGAAAAGACACGUGAGAUCGAAAGACAACUCAGAAAUGCACGGAACAGACGAUCCGGCAGCCGAGAUCCGGGCAGAGAUAAACCCAAAGAGCCGAGGGAGAGGAGCAGGGAGGAGCAGAGGAAGCACAGAUCCAGGAGCAGAGAGGGGCAGAGGAGGAAUAGAUCCAGGAGCAGAGAGGAGCAGAGGAAGCACAGAUCCAGGAGCAGAGAAAAGGACAGGACCAAGAACACGUCACAUAGAGACGCCGGGAAAGAGAAGGAAAAAGAGAAACCGCGAUAUAGACAUCAUUCUUCUUCUGCUUCACCUCCUCCACAAACCAGACGCCUGGAAGCAGUGACUGUGCAGAGGUCCAGGAGCAGAGACGAGCAGAAGCCACCGCCACAAAGACCUCGACACGAUUCCUCCUCCUCCUCCUCUUCAUCGUCCUCCUCGUCAUCAUCAUUAAGUUCCCCUGCUCCUACUCAAACCAGACCGGACCUGCCCAAGAGCAAAUGGAGCGAGGAGAAGGCUCGACAUGCAGACACGAUGAGGUCGCGAAGCAAGGACAAAGAUGGCGAACGAUCAGAGAAGGUUAGAAGUGAUGCUGACGGGAGAGACAGCGGUAAACGCCCUGUUCCUCAAAGGAGCAGACGCGAUUCGCCGCCGUCACAAUUUGUUCCCAUGCGUCCAGAGGUGAGGAAAAGCAGAGAGGAAGAGCGCAAAGCCAGGCAUGACUCGUCAUCCUCACCAUCGCCUCCACCGCUGACCAAGCAAGACUUAAAGAGGAGAGAGGAGGAGCGCCAGGAGCUGGAGAGGGCCCAGAGCAAGGAGAGGAGAGCCAAAGAAGCCAGGAGCGAGAAGGUCAGCCACAAGACCAGACGUGGUUCUUCUGGAUCGCCCUCUCCACCGCCGCCUGCACGCAUGACGCAUGGAUUAGCGAGAAACCAAGAGAAUAAGGACAACAGGAAGCGGGAGUCGUCUGUGUCUCCAGAGAGAGAGGCCACAAGGCCAACUGGAAGGAGAGAGGUGACAUCUCAACAGCACAGACGGGAAGAGAAGGAAGAGCCUAGAUCUCGAGAGGCGCAGGAGAUGUCACCGGACAGACAGCGGAAAGAUUCAAGAGACGAGAGGAGCCGCCGGACGGACGCAGAGCCCCAGAGGACUGACCGAGCGGUGGAAGACCGGCGUAGGUCCGACAGAGCAGAAGAAAAGCAACGAAAUGACAGAGCUCUCGAAGAAAAGCAAAGAAGCGACAGAGCUCCAGAAGAAAAGCAACGAAACGAACGCCCAGUGGAAGACCGACGGAGAAGUGAGCGAGGGGUAGAAGAAAAACAAAGAAGUGAACGCACAGUGGAGGAAAAGCAGAAGGGCGAUCGCAAAUUAGAAGACAGACAUAGAAGUGACCGUGAGUUGGAAGAAAAACAAAAGAGCGAGCGUGCUUUAGUGGACAGACCUAGAAAAGAUCACGGAGUAGAAGAAAAGAGGAGGAGUGAAGUGGAACGACGGAGCAGCCAGGCUUCAGGGGAGGUGGAGCGGAGACCAGAGAAAGCUCCCAGUCCCAAGAAGAAACCUGGGGAUAAGAAGCGAGACAGCAGCAGUAGCAGCAGUGGUAGUAGUAGUAGUAGUGACUCCUCUUCUUCUUCCUCCUCGUCCUCCUCAUCCUCAUCAUCAUCGAGCUCCUCAUCUGAAGAUGAAGGUAAAACGUCUUCAGAUAAAGACAGAGAAGCUGCGAUUGGAGCUGCGGUCCAGAGACAUUUUGCAAACGGCCGUAGAGAAAGUCCCGAGGCAUCGAGACCUCCGGCGAGCGAACAGAGCAGGGGACAGGAGCGGUACAGCCCCUCACAGGUGGACAGUCCCAGUCCCCCCCCUCAAAGACACUCUCCAAAACCCACUGAGGGCCGAGCCAAGGCCAGAGACAGAGAGCCAGACAGGAAAAUCUCCAGGUCGAGUCCCCAGACGAGACGCUCUCCUCCACAGAAAUUAUCCUCUCCCCCGCCACGCCGCACUCCUCCACGUCAGUACCAGGACCCUCCCCCACGACAGUACCAGGACCCUCCCCCACGACAGUACCAGGACCCUCCCCCACGACAGUACCAGGACCCUCCCCCACGACAGUACCAGGACCCUCCCCCACGACGGUACCAGGACCCUCCCCCACGACAGUACCAGGACCCUGCAUCAUCCAGAGCACGGAGAGCAAGUCCUCCCAAAGGCUGGUCUGAGCGUGACCGAGAGCGCGACAGAGACAGACGAGACAGAGACUCUGAGAGGUCACGGGACAGAGACCGAGGGAGGGACCGGCAAAGGGACCGGGACUCUGACAGACAUCGAGACCAAGACCGAGACCGAGAUGGACAUAGGGAGAGGGACUCUGACAGACAUCAAGACCAGGAGAGGGAGCGGGACAGAGAUAGGCAGAGGGACAGAGACGGACAGCGGGACAGGCAGAGGGACAGCGAUGGACGUCGUCCCAUUCGAAGGAGCCGGUCUCGGUCACGAAGCCCCAGGAGAACUCCACCUCUGAACAGGUCAAAAGUGUCCCCGCCUUCUCGGCAGCGGAGGAGUCGCUCUGCUCCUCGAGAGUCAGACAAACCACGAGCUCCGACAAAAGAAGAAGCCCGGCGGUCCUCCUCCUCUUCAUCCUCUUCAAGCUCCUCCUCCUCGCCGUCACCACAGCGACAGAAAACGGUGGUUAAGUCUCCUCCAAACCCAGACAGACGCACAGACGACCAGAAGGCUCAGUCCAGGAACGUCCCGCCCCCUGACAGACGCAGCCGCCAAUCACCAGCCCCUGUUCAAUCAGAGAGCAGAGGAAGGGGCCAAGUGAACGGGAAACAAAGCAAAACAGAGAAGGACAGUUCCUCCUCCUCCUCUUCAUCAUCCUCUUCAUCAUCGUCAUCAUCGGACAGUUCAGAUUCAGAGGCAGAGAAGAAGAAAGGGAAAAAGGCCCAGACCACCACACACAGCUCUGGCUCCUCCUCAGAAGACAAAGAGAAAAAGAGCAGGGUUCCAGCUGACUCCCUCAGAGACUCUCGCUCGCUGAGUUACUCUCCGCCCAGAUACAUGCGAGGCAGCCGCAGUGGCAGCAGACCGUCGCCUGGUAACCGACACAGGAAGUGA